Molecule: messenger RNA, 4019 nt
Organism: Electrophorus electricus (electric eel)
Lineage: Eukaryota; Metazoa; Chordata; Actinopteri; Gymnotiformes; Gymnotidae
Gene: rin1a
Product: Ras and Rab interactor 1a
Biological process (GO): vesicle-mediated transport
Cellular component (GO): cytosol; endocytic vesicle
Molecular function (GO): small GTPase binding; guanyl-nucleotide exchange factor activity
Source: RefSeq, a predicted model, not a curated record
AUUUCCCCUAUGAACAAAACUACCAUUUUAGAAUUUUUUCAAUAUCCAGAUGGGCAGUAUAUUUCAAAGAAUUUGACAGCUCCCUGUCACGAAGUAGUGUGUAGGCUUCUGAAUUUUUGAGAAAUCGUGAAAGCUGUAAGAUGCAGGAAGACCCUGUGUAUGAUUAUCCGGACCCCCACCCAGUGGGGGAGAAGCGGGUAUGUCCACAGCGAGGCUCCCUGAAGAGCAUUAGUGUGUUGGAUCGCCUGCUGCUCACAUACCCAGUAUGGCUGCAGCUGUCCAUCAACUCUGCCACAGCCCUGCACAUCCUACAGCGUGAACCUCCAGGGACCUUCCUGGUGCGAAAGUCAAACACAUCCCAGAAAAAAAUGCUAUGUGUCAGGCUAGCCGAUGAAAGUGUGCCAUCGUUUGUCAAGCAGUUUGUUAUCCGAGAGAAAGACUCAACCUUCUCCUUGGAGACUUCGGCCAUAAGUUUCCCAGAUCUCUGCAGACUCAUUGCCUUCUACUGUGUCAGUCGGGAUGUUCUUCCUUUCACUCUGGAGUUACCAGAGGCUAUAGCCAAGGCUUCCUCCCACAAACAGCUAGAAUCCAUCUCUCAUAUGGGUGUGGAGUUCUGGAGCUCUCAGUUGAACUUUCGUGGUCCUCGUAAUGGUCCUCCACCAGUAGCUGAUGGAUCCCUUCUCCAAAAAUCUACCCUACCAGACUGUGCCAUGUCUAUUAGCGAGAGCUCAGCCUUGUUCCAGGAGUUCUGUCAGCUUCGCACACGAAGUCCCUCUGAGCUGGAUAUGGGGGCAGGGCAGGGUGCGUUGUGUUUCAUCAACCCACUAUUCUUGCAAGACCACCCGGCCAUGCACAAGCGCCAUCAUUUCAAGCGCAGUGUAAAAGUUCGCGUCUCCACCGAGAACACUAGCUCACUGUCACCUCCUGUCUCCCCACCACCACCUCCACCACUGCUGGCCAAAGCCAAGGUUAAAGGAAAGAAUCUGCAGCAUGCCGAAGUGGUUAGCACCGCUGAGGUGGAACCUACGGAGAAGCCAGAAGCUCUGGGUGCAGUUUCAGACUAUCUGCAGCCCUGUGUCACUCUACCAAAGAAGGCCUCUACCAUAGUCAUGCCCACCCUUUCUCCUACUGUGGAGGAGGACGACUACCAGCUGCCCAAAGCCCUUCAGCAGGCUCGUCAGAACGUCUCGGUGGUGAGAGAACAGCAGGAUGAGGAUGAGGAUGAGGAGAUAGGGCUGGUAAUGGAACAGCAGCGUAUCCCGUCCCUCAGCGAGCUGGAGAGCAGCAGCUCCCUCAGCAGCCUUGACGAGGCAGAGGAGGGUCCUGAGAGGCCUCCCCUGACCCGGGGCACCAGCAACCCUACCGUGGCCUCCCUAUGUCUUCCUCGCCAGUCAGCCUCCGCCCUGCGCAAGAUGAGCGCCGCCUUCGUGUCCUUCUUUGUGCCGGGGAAGCGAGUCGCACGCCUGGUGGAGGACCUUUCCCGCGAUAGACGGAUGGCCUUCGGGACACUGGUGCAGGACUUCCUGAGGCAGCAGAGGGAGGUGCUGAAGCCACAGUUCUUGACGUCCUCUGUGGAGCUUCUGCAGGGCAUGCGUAUCUUCAUUAGCCAGGCUAAGGUUUUCCUCCUGGAGUGUGGAGAGCUUGAACCCCCAAUUGACAUGCUAGUACCUGAAGAUGAGAAAGAUCAGACACUGGAAAAAGCCCUGUUCCGCUGCGUGCUAAAGCCUCUGAAAAGACAGAUUGAUGAAGCACUGCACGUCUUGCACGAGCGAGACGGCUGUUCUAAGAGAAUUGCUGAGAGCAUGCAAAGAGCCAGAAAGGCAUCACCAUGCGACCUCUUUGGGGUGCAGGUUACUGUGCCAGACACCCAGGGCAUUGAUAAGUUAAGGCGGAAGAUGUCUCUCGUGCGACGUGCCUAUUCACCCAUCGACAAGUUACAUUUGCUGCUGCAGAUCUGCAAGCUUAUAUAUAAAGCCAUGAAGAACAACGCAGGGCAAGAAUUUGGAGCAGAUGACUUCUUGCCAGCUCUUUCCUAUGUAAUAGUUCAGUGCAACAUGCCUGAGCUCUCUGUGGAGGUGGAAUACAUGAUGGAACUGCUAGACACCUCUUGGCUUACAGGAGAAGGUGGAUACUAUCUGACCAGUGUUUAUGCCAGCCUCAGCUUUAUCCAGAGCCUGCCUGAAGCUGUGGCCCCUACUGCACUCACCCAGGAGGUCAGGGAAUCGCUGAAGAACUGGAGCCACCGCCGAAGGACUGACAACAAGAGCCACAAAGACCUUCUGCAACAGAACUUUGUAAAGGUGGUGUUCCAAGACGGAGAGUGCAGCCUAAUGAAGACUUUGCAGUGGAAGGCUGGGACCAGUGCUGAGACUUUGGCACAGCUCUGUGCGGUGAAGUUUGGGGUGAACCAGCCAGAGGAGUACAGCCUGUACUGGAGAAGGGAUGGAGAGCUGGAGCCACUGCCUCCCACUGCUUACAUUCAGGAUCUCCAGAGCCUGGGCACCACAAGUGCUCCCUUCAUCUACCAGUGCUCGGGUCCGGAUAUGAAGUCCCGCAAGUUGACCAGGGGAGGCGCUUUGGACCUUUCUGCGGAAGCCUCGUAAUAGUCCUUAUUCAUCAGCAUUGCAAACAAAUCAGCACAGAUUUGACCACCCUGAAAAACAUGCCCUGUUUCUUCACUUACAUAUAAUUUGCAAAGGGCCCAGAAUUGACCUCACAUACAGUGCUUGCAUUAAACAUGCUCCAAUUCAUGCAAGUGUAGCACUAAUAAACCAAUAAAAGGCAUUUAGCAGAUUAGACAUAGUCGAAUUGGAAGAUGAACUGAAGGAAGUAAAUUCACAGAAAAAAAGAGAAAGUAGAAACUUGGUGUUUGUUCAUACUCAGUUGAAGUCAUAAUUAUUAAAAUUAUAGUCUGCAAAGUCCAAUUAACAUAUACAAAUUAUACAUAUUGAAUAUCUGAAAUCACAUUUUAGUACUAGAACUCCCAUUACUAUUAAUAAUAAUAAUAAUAAUUAUUAUUAUUAUUACUGGUGUUAUUUCCUUUUUUUCAUGACAUUUCUGAUAUCAGUGAUGUUAUUGCUAACAAUUUGAAUAAUCUAAUUAUAAACCAAGCAAUUCCCAGGUUGUUGAAAUAUGCUCAAAUUCACACACCCUCCAACCAGACAUAAGUUUAUUCAUACAAAUACACCAAAGAUAAACCUGAUGAAUAAGGAAAUUGUCAGGGAAAUUUGUGUGCCCUCCUUUGAUGACCAUAAUUGAUAAUAUUCAGCUUUUAAAAAGGGUCCACAUGACUUGGAGAAUCUGUGUUAAACAGCCCGACACUCCGAGUAGACUCGUUAUAAAUGUCUCGGCUGAACAAUAUCUCAAACAAUUUAUUCAUGGGUCACUGGAUGCUAAAUGUGAAUAUUUUGUUUUUAUGUAAUAAUAAGGUCACAGCUGUCACAUUUCAUUGUAUAUUAUAUUUAGUACUGAGUGUUUCUGCAGUCAUACAUCAACAGACUAACCUCCAACAGUUGGAAAUGGAGACCUAAAUUCAUUAUGCUGUAAUAAUACUAGAGUCUGUGUACAAUUGACUUUAUGUUGAUAACGCUAUAGUAGUUACUAAUAGUUGUAGUUACUCUAUAUGACAUAGUACAGCUCUUUACAAUACUGAUCUAAAUACUUUAUAUUAUACGUUUUAGUGUGCAUCUUGCUCCCAGCUCACCUGACCUGCUCCCAGUUCAUUGACUGAUUAACAAGCCCUUCAGUCAGGGAAACACUAAAAUGUGUACUGCAGGAGUACAAGGCAGAGUGUAUACGACGCUUAGAAUAGCAUUAUGUAUUAUGGUGUGAAUGGAUGCUUUUGAGAUGCCUGUAAGCUUUCGAGACAAAUCUGGUAACAGAUUGAUGGCAAUAAGGUCUAAAGGCAGUGGUAUCUUAAUGGUUAAGGUAUGUGAUUAGCAAUCAGAAAGUUGCCAGUUCAAGCCCCACUAAUGACAAGGUGCCACUGUUGGACCUCUGCGUAAGGGCCUUAACCCUCA